UUUGGUUAUAUUUUGGGUAUAAAAUUCUUUCUUAAAACCACAUUUCUCAGGCAUUUACAGUGAAUCCUUCAAGAUGCUAAAAGUGAAGUGUUCUGAAAGUGCGAAGUUAAGAGGUUUCGUUAAAGAUUUCGGCGAGUAAUAUUUUAGUUCUGAUGGAACAAUUCUGUUCUGUAAACUUUGUGGUGUUAAAGUUACAGCUGGUUAUUGUUCUUGUUUAAGGUGUAGAGAAUGUAAAAAAAUCAAAUGAAUCUUUUCCUGAUGUUCAACCGUUUGGAUGUUGUUUUGAAUUUUCGGGGUCCUAAAAUUAUCAUACCACUAGUUUUGAUUAUUCUCGCAUCAUAAAUCUAUCGACUACUGUAUCGUGGUCGAUUGUGGGUAUUAUCUGUGAUUGGAAACCAGUAUUGAUGAUAGUAUGGCGGCAGUUAAAAUAAGUGAAGACGUUAUUGAUCAAACUUUCGUUUAGUCAUGUUACCAAGGUUCUGCAAUAGAGUGUGGCGUAGAGGUACUGUAGUAAAGCUGGAAAGGCGUGUAAAAUGUAGCACAAUAGCUAGUGGAUAUACAACUUUUGCAGAGCGUGAAAGGUGCAUUCUAACCAAUGCAAGAGAGAGCAAGCAGGGUUAUAAACAGAUACGUUUCUGUAGCCACAAUGGUGCAGUCAAGGGGCCACUAACACCACUUACAUAUGAACAAGUGUGUGACGAGACUCUGGAAUCACUUGCAGAGUAUUUUGAAAUAUUGGUCGAGGAAGCAGUCAACCUGAAGGCUGCUGAUGUAUCAUACAGUGAUGGUGUAUUAACGGUGAAGUUCGGAAUACCCCAUGGUACAUACGUGAUCAACAGACAGACACCAAACUUACAGAUCUGGUUGUCAUCUCCUAUUAGUGGACCGAAACGAUACGACUUUCACGACGGUCACUGGGUGUAUCGCCACGAUGGAAUCUCAUUACAUAAGCUGCUGAAUCAGGAGAUCCCCAGUAUUGUGAAUCAAGAUGUUGAUUUCUUCCGUUGUGCCUACAGCGGAAGCAAUAAAUAGGACUACUGUAUGUUAUGGUUUAUUGUCAUUAUAGCUGAAUUAUUAUUGCAAUAAAUGUACGUUCUCCCAAUUACUGGUUUCUACUGACUUAUGUUUUGUAUCAUUUUCUGUCACCUAUACAGAAGGACACCCUUUAAUGUGAUACAAUGCAAUACUAAAUAAAAGUUUUGAUACAAGG
This is a messenger RNA of Zootermopsis nevadensis, 1210 nucleotides long. RefSeq names its product frataxin (gene fh). Gene Ontology annotation, biological process: intracellular iron ion homeostasis; iron incorporation into metallo-sulfur cluster. Gene Ontology annotation, molecular function: iron chaperone activity; ferric iron binding; 2 iron, 2 sulfur cluster binding. Gene Ontology annotation, cellular component: mitochondrion. Lineage: Eukaryota; Metazoa; Arthropoda; Insecta; Blattodea; Termopsidae. The record is from RefSeq and is a predicted model, not a curated record.